CAGCGUGCAUCUGUGCUACUUGUGAGUAAAAGAAGCUUACAAUUGGCACCCAACAAAAAGAAAAGAACAGACAAGCUGCGAUGUCGUCACCAAGCCCAAUGGAAGCGCUGGGGCAGCUGUGGGCAGAAAUAUACCGCAAAUCUUCGGCAGAUGGUGGCGGUGCAAGGCCAAAUCGCGCAGCAGAGCCAGAUUCUGCAGAUGAUGUCAGAAAGGUCCGGAGCGGGAACACACGCUACAGACGGCAGUAGGCAUGCACGGGAUGGCGGAAACAGAAGACCCCCACAGUUUCCUGAACAUGUUUGAGGUCACAGCCAAGUCUUGCGGCAGGCCGGAGGAGGAGUGGGCGGUACGGCUGCUACCGUUGUUGGUGGGAGAGGCGCAGCGAGCGGGGCCCAUCCUGCCACCAGCGUCCCGGGUGAGCUACCGGGACAUGAGGAGGGCAGUGUUGGACCGGACGGGAGGAUCCAAAGAGGACUAUCGACUAAAGUUUGGAAGCAUGAAACUCGAUCAAGAUCAGCGGCCUGUCGUCCUGGGCCAACAGCUGACAGAUGCGGAAACCAGAUGGCAGCAACCCGGAAGAAAAGAAGAGGUAAUCGAAAAAGUGAUCUUGGAACAAUUCCUGGAGGUGAUCCCGGCGCGGACGUCAGCAUGGGUCCUUUACCACCGGCCACAAGGGCUAGCAGCGGCAGUAGCCUUUGCGGAGGACCACCUGGCGGUACAACGGGAGAAGGCUGCAGGAGGAGCGGAGCGGCCAGUACCGGUGCCGGGCAGAGUGCGGCCACCACCAGCAGAGGGAGCCCAGCCGUGGUCCAGGCCACGAAACAUAAAUAUGCUUUCUCCUCCGCAGGGCCCGGCCGCGGCAGACACUGCGUUUCUCCCGCAAAUAGCACCUCGAAUGCCGGGGCAGGUGUGCUGGAGGUGCGGACGGCUAGGUCACCUGCAACAGGAGUGUCCAGCGAUGGUGGUGGGGCAGUGUCUCAAAGGGCUGCACAAACCACAACACAAUGCACUACGAGAUCCUCGGUGGGCCCACAUAAGGGCAAGGAAAACUCACACCCAGUGGGACGUCGGUGACAAUGAUGACUAUGAGAACCUUGGAGAGGACGAAAGCAAUGGAUGUCGAGCGCGUCUAACAUGAUACUGUGAAAGUUCAAUCCAUAAUGGAACCAACACAGCCGCGAGAGUCCAGUCCAAAGCGGAUCCAACACAGCAGCGAGAGUCCCGUUCACAGCGGAGCCAGCAGGAAAUCAUCCCAAGCGGAGGCAGAUCAGCAGCGCAGGGAUUUCCCAAGCCGAUACACAGGCAAGCCUUCCAUCCUGGGUCCCGACUCUGGACGAGCGGUCCAUCCUGGGUCCCGAAUCUGGACAGCCAGUACGUCAUCCAUGGCCACCGGAUCGGACCGGACCCCCUCCACAAGGGAGAGUGGGACAUAGGAGAAAAAGAAAAGAAACGGCAAAUUAACUGGUCUAAAAAGGGAGUCCCUUUAAAGGCUAGCGUAUACAAAUGAGUUUUAAGGUGAGACUUAAAUGUUUCUAAUGUUACCGAGAGGGCAUUCCAGAGUACUGGAGCCCGAAAUGAAAACGCUCUAUAGCCCGCAGACUUUUUUUGGGCUUUGGGAAUCACUAAUAAAUCGGAGUCCUUUGAACGCA
Messenger RNA from Nerophis ophidion (straightnose pipefish), 1649 nucleotides. RefSeq names its product zinc finger and SCAN domain-containing protein 29-like. The coding region runs from base 251 to 1138 and encodes 295 amino acids. Gene Ontology annotation, molecular function: zinc ion binding; nucleic acid binding. The transcript has 2 exons. The record is from RefSeq and is a predicted model, not a curated record. Lineage: Eukaryota; Metazoa; Chordata; Actinopteri; Syngnathiformes; Syngnathidae.